CUUGUACAUAUGCUUCCCCAUUUUGCUUAAAAAUUUGUGCCGAACCAGUUCAUACGAAUGGUCUCCCAUUUUCACCACGAAAAACGUUCCGUAUUACCGUGAGCUACUCAUUUUUCACAUUUUCGCUCAAAUGUCUUUACGUAAUAGACCCCCUUGAUCGACACUUAAAUUCGGAUUUACUGGGUUUGGACUUUAUAAAUCUGGAAUUUAGGGUACGAUGAAGAUGUAGUCAAACUGCCUUAGUCAGUCUUAGUAGACUUUUAAGAUACUACACGAGGAAUGUGUUAAAAGUAUUAAUGAUCUGUUUUUCAAUUGCCUUUGAUAUUUGCACCGUAAUCAAAGCGUGACAUUACGGUCAACCAUGGCAUCUGUAAACGAAUCGAGUAUACAUGGAAUGGAACCCACGCCUUCUCGACUAGAUAAUUCAGAAAAUGAAGCAAAUUGCAGAUGCGAGUCACCAAAGCGUGGCACGACUUUAUCCACGAGUACAAGCAGUUUCGAAGCAUUGGAUCCGCACGAUCCUAAUCUCAGCCGAUUAGCAAACGCCAUGUUUCAAAAAACAGGAGAGUACCUUCAGGAAGAAUUGACUGCCACACAUGCGGACUACAAAUUAUUGGAGAAAUUAAAUAAGGAAACAAUUGAGAAAUAUUCAGAGUUGAAAACUGUCUCAUCAAACGUAGCUCAGUCUCUGGAAUUGCUAAAUCAAAAGUAUAGAAAAUUACAGCCUAUUUUGGAUAAUAUUAAUCAAAUUGAUGAUAGCGUGACAAAGUUGGAACAGGCAGCAUAUAAACUUGCAGCUUAUUCGAAAAGGUUAGAAAUCAAGUUUAAAGAUAUAGAGAAAGACAGUAGAAGCAAGUAAUGACGGUUGAUCGUAAUGUAAGUAUUAAAUUCAUUAUCAAAGAGCACUGGUGAGUCUUGCGUGCUUUAACCAUUUACCCACUAUGUGGCACAAUCGUAUUGCUUGAACAUAUCGAAAACAUUUGUUAUAUAUUGUAUAUAAAUUGUUGGAUUCAAUUGUUUCUAGUAUGUAAUUUCAUUUGCAAAUGUUUAUGUAAGUAAAAAUGUGCAUUAUUAUUAUAUCGACUCGUAGCAUUGAAAUGAUUAGUGAUUAAAUGGAUAUAACUUUUUUAAAGUAAAGUAUAUCCUCCCCGCUAUAUGAAUUAAGAUAUUGCAUAGCGAGCAUACCGUGCGUAUUUUCAAAGUAAUCAUCAAUGCGCGGUUUGAUCCAUUUUAUACGUUUCCUGACUAAGUUGGUGAAAAAUUUUAACUAUUACAAUAUUGCUGCAGCAAUUGUUUGUUCGAAGGAUAAUAACGUAUAAGCAUUUAUUUAAUAAAUCAGCUAAACUUGGGUGAAGCACUCGAUAAGAAACAAAAACAUUGUUAACAUUUUACAUUUCAAUACAGUUUUGAAGGCAAUAUUGCAGUCAGAUUCCAAAUUGAACCACGUAGCACUCCAUAGCAGUUGCUCAUAAAAUGUGGAUAAUUCAUUUAAUAUCCAUAUAAACUCUGCAUGUAUAUAAUUAUUCGAGUUACCGCAUUUAUGAGGAAAGUAAUAAACUAAAGAUUAAGAAAUUGACAUGUAUAGUUAUCUGUAAAUACGUCACUUUUAUAGAGGAUUUAUUUUAACAAUUUAAUUCAGAAAUUAUCAUGUAGAUUUCAAAUUGUCUGAACUUUUUAACUCAAUUUGAAGCCAACGAGGCAGAUGUGUAUUCUAGAGACAGAGUUUCCAAGUUUAUAAGAGUCUGACUAUUGAAAAUGCAGUAGAAGAAUAGGAAUCGAUAGAAUAUUAUCGUUAAUUCUAUUAUUAUGUAGUAGAUGUACAAUAAUUACAGUGCAUACAAUGAUAAAAUAAUGACAUAAAUGUUUUAUAUAAGAAAGAUCAUUUUAUUUUAUACAAUUGUGUUCAUACUGGUUCUUAAAUUCUUGAAUGUUUUUAUACCUACUUAUAGAAGUUACUAAUUUAUGAGAUAAUUAUGUACCAAUCGUAUCGGCUUAUUUUCAUGUGUUACUACUUUAAAUAUAUUUAAUCAACAAAACUUGCUCCGAGAAGCUUCUUUUCGUGUACUUAUCUUUCCUUUAUCUGGGCACUUAGGGGGGAACGGUCCUACCUUAGACCGUAUAUAUCUAGACGUCGCUGUGGACCUCCCACUCCCAAGUUUUCAGUAAGCAGGUACAUUGGUUUACCCCUUCCACUACAUGGUCUAAAAUCUGAUUGGGACCGAUCUUUUGACACGUAUACAUGCAAUGCACUCUAGUUGUGUCCAACAUAUUCGAAUUUAUCCCUUUGAUUGCAACGCGAGGUCUAGAUAUCUAUGAUGUAAGGAUACUACUCGAAAAAUUCCGCGUUGACUAGGCUGCCACGUAACGUGCCGUUGCCGUGCCUUGGCAUGGAAGCCACGGUAUCGCGAUUUUGACAUCAAGCAACCUCAUCCCAAUAACGUCAAGCGUUAGUCAAUGAAAAUGUCAUACUUCGCUUAAAGAAACAAAGACUUUGUUACUAGUUUAAUUCAUUAGAAAACAGAUAUUUAUCGUACUAUACAACAAAAGAACUCGAUACUUAUAAGUUUUGAGCGUAUAUUGCAAUCAUGAAGUAAUGUAAUGAGACAUAACACCAAUUCGGUCGGGACCCAGUAUCUCAGAUUUUUACUGGUCUCUAACGAUCUGAGCGCUACUUGAGGAAAAUGAGGGAACUCCGAUACUAUGCGACAAAAACAUUUCCUACCGACGUAAAUUACCUAAAAUGCUUUUAAUUUUACAAUGUUGGUACGCAAAGCAAAACGAUAAUCCGUGCAUAAUAUACAGAAUGUAAUGUUUUUUACGCGAUAGAGACUAGCAGACACGAUAACGGAUGAUAAUUUUUAAUUGCAAAAUUUGAUUGAGGUACUCUCGGCCCUAGAUCGGAAAAAACUUGAAGAUCUUGCACCCCUAAAGUGCGAACGAUUUCAAUCCGUGGCAUUGUAUCUCCUUAUACUACUUCGUAGACGUUACUUACCGGUUUGAGAAUGUUUUAUCGAUAAAUAGUUUAAUACAGACUCUAUACGCGAUUCCAUGAAUGUAAUUCUACAAAUGUUUUAGAAGCAAGAUACGGGCACGAUCUAAUAACGUAACAAUUCUUCCUGCAAAUUAACGGCAGAGGCUCCCGAAAAAACUCUGUCCCGUAAUUUUGAACCGAUUUACCUUUUUAAUAGCUCGUUUUCAAAAGGAGAAAAUUGCCGGGGGCUAUAUAUUUGGAAUUUUCUAUUUUAGUUUUGGUUCAAUUGUAUAGCUCCGCAAAAGAUACGAGAUUGCUACAAUUUUGUCCUCAUUAGGACACAUCCUUAAAAAAGGAAAUCGGCCCAACAUUACGGAGCUGAGAAUGUAUUUCCCUUAACUUGAAACCUUUGUCGAUUCUCGACUAAUUCAUUUGAAAAUAAGCGUUGA
Molecule: messenger RNA, 3420 nt
Organism: Orussus abietinus
Lineage: Eukaryota; Metazoa; Arthropoda; Insecta; Hymenoptera; Orussidae
Gene: Blos2
Product: biogenesis of lysosome-related organelles complex 1 subunit 2
Exons: 2
Coding region: 362-859 (165 amino acids)
Biological process (GO): endosomal transport; lysosome localization
Cellular component (GO): BLOC-1 complex; BORC complex; gamma-tubulin complex
Molecular function (GO): gamma-tubulin binding
Source: RefSeq, a predicted model, not a curated record